UCUCUCCUCCUAUAGACACAUAACAUAAUACCCCCGUCUGUAUAUAAUAUAUUCAGACCCCACCAACUUCAAAACCGAUCAUUUCGAUCGAUUAAUCGAUCAGGAUAACAACAGCAACUCUCUCUAAGUAGUAGUAGAGUGAUAUAUACACGAUGAAUAGUAAUGGAGGAAGUGGUGGUGGUAGUGGUGGCAGCGGUGGUGGGCCUUGUGGUGCGUGCAAGUUUCUGAGGCGGAAGUGCGUGAAAGGGUGCAUAUUCGCUCCGUAUUUCGACUCGGAACAAGGUACAGCUCACUUCGCCGCGGUACACAAGGUGUUCGGAGCCAGCAACGCCUCCAAGCUGCUCCUCCGCAUUCCGCCGCACAAACGCGUCGAAGCCGUCUUUUCGCUCUGUUAUGAGGCCCUCGCUCGCAUUCGAGACCCUGUUUACGGCUGCGUUUCACACAUCUUCACUCUACAACACCAGGUAGUGAACUUGCAGGCAGAGUUGGCGUAUGUUCAGGCCAGGCUUUCGACCAUGCAGCGCCUUCCCCCGACGCUGCCUCAACCUCAGAGCUCUUCACAAACAAUUAACUUUUCACCGUCCUUGUCCGACGUCGUUUCGAACUCCAACUUCUCAAUGCAAUUGGAUCCAUUUCAUCACCCGCAAUCCUCGGCUGAACUGACGAGUUUAGUCAUCGAUCCGAGUGAAGAUCAACCACUUUACGAUGAAGAAAUACACGAGUUAGGACGACAGUUGGUAUCUCGGUACUUCCCUGCUGGAGUUAGGUUUCGAUCUAACACUUCUAAUUAGACAAAAAAUUCUAAUUUUCUUUUGGUGAUCAAAAAGUGUUCAACGCAUUUUGUAGUUCUCAAGUCGGAACAAAAAAUUUGUACCGAGGAAUUUUAAGCUCUGAAUAUAGCAAAUCCAUGCGCAAUGUCGACUUGUUUUUUCAA
Molecule: messenger RNA, 934 nt
Organism: Humulus lupulus (European hop)
Lineage: Eukaryota; Viridiplantae; Streptophyta; Magnoliopsida; Rosales; Cannabaceae
Product: LOB domain-containing protein 19
Exons: 2
Coding region: 153-791 (212 amino acids)
Biological process (GO): hormone-mediated signaling pathway; positive regulation of DNA-templated transcription
Cellular component (GO): nucleus
Source: RefSeq, a predicted model, not a curated record